AUAUUACACUACUCUUCUUCAAAACUAUACAAUUAAGCAUGGCCUCACUGCCCAUUAACCCAACCUUCAAUCCUCACACCCCUGGCCCUGGCACCUCUAAACCCAAUUCAUUUCAGAAAUUCCCACAGACCCAUAUCAUAUCAUACCAAGAAGAUGGCACAAAUGAAAAAUUUCUCAAUAAAUCUCACUACUUCAAGCUCCUUGGGUCUCUAUGCAAAGAGGGUAAACUUCAAGAAGCUGUGGACUUUCUUAAGGAAAUGGAGUAUGGGAAUUUAUAUGUUGGACCUGAGUUCUAUGGUGAACUCCUCCAAGGCUGUGUCUAUGAGAGAAACCAAAAAUUGGGUAAGCAAAUUCAUGCCAAGAUUCUAAAAAGGGGUGAUUUUUUUGCCAGGAAUGAGUACAUUGAGACAAAGCUUGUUAUUUUUUAUGCAAAAUGUGAUGUUUUUGAUGUUUCCAAUCAUUUGUUUUGCAGACUGAGAAAACAGAAUGUGUUUUCUUGGGCUGCAAUUAUUGGACUACAUUGUAGGAUGAAUUUGUCUAAAGAAGCUUUGUUGAAAUACAUUGAAAUGCUUGAAAGUGGGAUUCUUGGUGACAAUUUUGUUCUCCCAAAUGUAUUGAAAGCUUGUGGUGCUUUGAAUUUUGUUGAAUUUGGGAAAUGUGUACAUGGGCAUGUCUUGAAAUUAAGUUAUGAAGAUUGUGUAUUUGUGGCUAGUAGUCUUAUUGACAUGUAUGGGAAAUGUGGGGUUUUGGAUGAUGCACGGAAGGUGUUUGAUUGUAUGUGUGAAAGAAACGUAGUUGCAUGGAACUCGCUAAUCGUAAGUUAUAUGCAAAAUGGAUUCAAUGAGGAAGCUAUUGGAGUCUUCUAUGAUAUGAGAACUGAAGAAAUUGAACCAACUCAUGUAACUCUGUCGAGUUUUCUUUCGGCUUCAGCCAAUUUAUGUGCUCUACAAGAAGGUAAGCAAGGCCAUGCUAUAUCUAUCGUGAGUGGAUUAGAUUUGAAUAACAUAUUGGGGAGCUCACUUAUAAACUUUUAUGCUAAAGUUGGUUUGGUUAAUGAUGCUGAGCUAAUAUUUGAUAGGCUGUUUGAGAAAGAUGUAGUAACAUGGAACUUGCUAAUGUCUUGUUAUGUACAAUCUGGUAAAAUUGACAAGGCUCUCAACUUGUCCCGUUGGAUGAGAUUAAAAGGUUUUAGGUUUGACUCCGUGACACUAUCAACAAUAUUAUCAGCCUCAGCAGAAUUAAGGGAUUUGAAACUUGGCAGAGAAGGGCAUUGUUUUUGUAUCAGAAACAAUUUUGAGGAUGACAUAGUUGUAGCAAGUGGUAUUAUAAAUAUGUACUCCAAAUGUGAGAAAAUCCCAGAUGCAAGACGGGUUUUUGACUACACAAUGGAGAAAGAUCUAGUCUUGUGGAAUACAUUAUUGGCUGCUUAUGCAGAAGUGGGUUUGAGUGGUGAGUCAUUAAGAUUAUUUUACCAGAUGCAGCUUUAUGGUUUACAACAAAAUACCAUAUCUUGGAAUUCUGUAAUUCUUGGAUUCUUAAGAAAUGGACAGAUAAAUGAGGCCAGAGACAUGUUUACACAAAUGAAAACUGUUGGUUUAGACCCUAACACGGUUACUUAUACUACUCUUAUCAGUGGUCUAUCACAAAAUGGUCACAACAGUGAGGCACUUACAUAUUUUAAGCAACUGCUUCAAGCAGGGUAUCGACCAAAUAGUGCAAGUAUUGUUGCCGCCCUCUCAGCCUCCACAAAUAUGGCGUCACUGCACGACGGAAGAGCCAUUCAUGGAUACAUUUUAAGGCAAAAGAUUCCAUUAUCUCUUCCAGUAGCAACUUCAUUAGUUGAUAUGUAUACUAAAUGUGGAAGUCUAAAUUGUGCAAAAUGCAUUUUUGAUUUGAUUCCAGAAAAGGAGUUGGCCUUGUAUAAUGCUAUGAUAUCUGGUUAUGCUUUACAUGGCCGUGCUAUUGAAGCACUUGCAUUGUUCAAACGUCUGUGCAAGGAAGGCGUGGAACCAGACAGCAUAACCUUCACCAGUGUGCUAUCCUCUUGUUGUCAUACUGGACUGGUAAAAGAAGGCUUAGACGUUUUUUAUGACAUGCUCUCUGUGUAUCAUAUGAAGCCAAGAGUGGAACAUUAUGGUUGUAUGAUCACUCUUCUCUCUAGGUGUGGUGAUCUCGAUGAAGCUAUGCAGCUCAUUCAGAGUAUGCCUUUCAAACCUGAUGCAAAUGUUUUUGAAUCACUGCUUGUGGCUUGUAGAGAACUCAGAGAGACAGAACUCGAGGAGCGUAUAGCUAAUUGUUUAAUUAAGAUGGAACCGGAUAAUUCAGGACACUAUGUGUCACUUUCAAAUGCAUAUGCAACAACUGGAAGAUGGGAUGAAGUCUCAAAACUGAGGGAUUUGAUGAAGAAAAAGGGUCUUAGGAAGAGACCUGGAUGCAGUUGGAUUCAGGUUGGAACAGAAUUUCAUAUGUUUGUUUCAGGAGACAAGUGGCAUUCACACACAGAGGAAAUAAGUACAAUGUUGGCUUUGCUGGAUAGGGAAAUGCAGCUUACUAGAUUCUUUUUCAACAACUGAGAAUAUCAAGUUAUGAUUCCUUGGGUACAUUUGUCAUCUUUGCAAACUGUACUCAUGUUAAUCUGAUACUAUCAAGAUCACAAUUUUGAGAGGUUAAAAAUGACUUGAAGACCCGAAAAGCCCCAACACAAGAGAAUGCCAAUCAUGUCAUCACUUGUGAAAAGAUAUAUCUGUAUUCUUCUUCAGGAGACAACAUUGAAGUUUUGAUGCUGGACCAGUUCAUAUAAAUUUCCUGAUGGAUCAGAGGCUUAGAUGAGACAACAUUAUGCUUUGUGGGCAAAAUGAUUUCGUGUGUUAACAACAACUUGGGUAUGGCCAAGUGAAGUCUAUCCUCUUGGGGCAAGC
This is a messenger RNA of Solanum verrucosum, 2918 nucleotides long. RefSeq names its product pentatricopeptide repeat-containing protein At5g55740, chloroplastic. The record is from RefSeq and is a predicted model, not a curated record. Gene Ontology annotation, molecular function: RNA binding; protein binding. Lineage: Eukaryota; Viridiplantae; Streptophyta; Magnoliopsida; Solanales; Solanaceae. Gene Ontology annotation, biological process: RNA modification. The transcript has a single exon. The coding region runs from base 39 to 2573 and encodes 844 amino acids.